Molecule: messenger RNA, 1843 nt
Organism: Eupeodes corollae
Lineage: Eukaryota; Metazoa; Arthropoda; Insecta; Diptera; Syrphidae
Product: mucin-5AC-like
Exons: 7
Coding region: 100-1773 (557 amino acids)
Cellular component (GO): extracellular region
Molecular function (GO): chitin binding
Source: RefSeq, a predicted model, not a curated record
UUUAUUUUUGAUAAGAUUUAAAAAAAUUCAACAAAUACAAAAAGUUAAUGAUAAAAAGGAAUUACAAUUAGUGUUUGCAUAGCUUCAGUUGGAUAAACAAUGUUCUUUAAAAUUAUUAUUUCGUUGGGAUUAGUUGUUUUUCUCGUAGACUACACUUAUGGAACUUGUGGAUUAUGUCUUGAAAAUCAUGUAGCAUGUCACAGUGAAAACACGUUUUCACUUUGUGUAGAAGGAAACCCAACGGAUUCUUAUGUUAAGUGCCCGAAAGAUUCGAUCUGCACCAAUGAUCCAGCUGUAUGUGUAACAAAAUCCAACGAUGACCUGAAACCAUCUUGUAUGACAGUAAAAGUUCCGGAGAAGUUUGGAAAUUCUUAUAAGGCACCAAAUGUAGCUGGCUUAACAUUAACAGAAGAUAGAGCACUUUCUGAUGAUGAAACUGAUCUUUCUUCAUCUACUCAAGGGGGCGAUGACGAAAUUUCUGCUUCCACACAAUAUUCAGUUUCCGAAGAUCCAUUAUCAACGGAGUAUCCAGAAGAUGAAACUGUGUCCUCAGUAGAUGAUUCAUCAGCUAGUUCAACUGAUACUACUAUGACUGAGAAGGGAAUAACUUUGAUACCAGAAGACUUAUCUUCAACAACUGAGGCAACUGAAUCAGCAGAACUAAGUACUUCUUCAACAGAAGAUAUAACAGGUAGUGAUAUGUCCACUACUGACAUUGAGUCAACGUCGUCAUCCAUAACUCCACGAGACGCAACAACAUUUUGCUCAGAAAAUAAAGAAGUUGGAACAUUUGAAGCUGAAGGUGACACCACUUGCAAACGGUUCGCUGAUAAAAAUAUAAAAUUUAGGAAUAUCUUUUUGGAAAGAACCACGAAGUUCGAAGUAUCAGUCAGUUCAUGUCUUCUAAUAAGGUUCAACAUGUUUAAGUUAAUUACAAUAUUGAUAGUAGUCUUUGGUUUGAGUCAAAUUGAAGGUGCAUGCAACAUAUGCAAUAAACAUGGAUUUGCAUGUGUCGAUAAAACAAGUUUUAGUAUAUGCAUAGAUGGUAAAGUAGAUAAAUCAAUGACCUUGAAAUGCAAAGAAGGUGAAAUCUGUACAGAUAUGUCAAUGGCCUGUGUCCCUACGGCAAACUCAACCGCUAUACCAGGUUGUUCUAGCCUUUGUGGUGUUUGCGAGAUGGGAAAAACGUUUGCAUGUUCUUCAAUUAUAAACUAUCAACUGUGUAGGGAUGGAGAACCAACAGGAAUAGUUGGUACCUGUCCUGGUGACAAGGUAUGUGACACUGCGGGUUCUUCGGUUUGUGUAAGACCCUGCGAUGUCACUAACUUAAUUUGCGAUAAGGAAACACCUAAAACUCCUUCAACGACAACUCCAACAAUCACAACUUCAACAACACCAACCACAAAAUCAACAUCUUCAUCAACAUCGUCAUCAUCUUCGUCUUCAUCUUCUUCAACUUCAUCAUCACCUCGAACUCCAAGUUCCGUAACAACUCCAAUGACACCUACAUCAUUUGUCAAUCCAACGCCAACAGAACCAGUGCUGCCAACUCCGACACCAACUAAGACACCCCAGGCUAUUUGCAUUGAAAAACAAAAUCCUGGCAGAUAUCCUUUGGAUGAUGAUCAUAGUGAUGCAUGUAGUAAUGAAUACGUCUUUUGCCGCUUUGAUGGAUCAACUUUAGUUGCUGUUCCAAGCCAAUGUCCAUCUGGUAGAAGUUUUAAUAAAGCAACUCAAAGUUGUGAAACAAGUCCUGCUGGAUGUGAUGUUUAAAAAGCAGGAUAUUCUAGGUUAUUGUGAAUGAAAUUUCUUUUCCCUUGGACUUUUAAAAUGGGACUCUUGG